UUCUAGCAGUGAAAUAAAACUGAACUUAAAUGUAUUUGUUCAGUAAGUUGCGUUCGUUGUCUCAAGGUAUAAUCAUGACAAGUGUUCAAAUUAUAUGUGUUGUUUUAUUUUGUGGGUACUUUCUAGGAGUUGCAAAUUGUGAUGGAAAUAACCUUUCUCCCGAUGUAAUAAGGCUUGAGACAGCGAACGCAAUUCACCUGUCGCCUGAUAAUUUACUGGUUAUCCCAUCAGAGUCAGUGGUAGUGGAACUGAAUGUAUACUCAGGAAGGGAUGAUCCUUAUAUCCAGAUGCCCAGGGCUCAGGUCCAUCGCAUGCUGCAAUCCAGCCUUGGAUGGAGGAAUCCUGGUGAUAUAAUUCCUGGGUUAGGGUAUCAAGGCUUCACGGUAUACAACUAUGACCAGAAUCCAGUAUUUAUCGCUUGCGGAUCUGACAUCGGAGUAGAAACUGGACUAUUGGAAAGGCUUAGUUUUGGACUUGAUAGAGAACUUCAACAAUUUGUGCGAUCAAAGAUUCAGACAGAAUGGGCUCAACGACAUAAUCAUCGUCGACGUCAUGGAAUGCCGCAUCAUGGAUUUAUGUGUCCCAGACCACCAUCAACAACUAAAUAUGAGCCCCAUAUUUGGAACAACCGCACAUUUGUAAAAAGACGCAAUAACUGUUACAACUAUGCCAGCAAUAUAAUUACCAACACAUUUGCCCAGCCAGGAAGAGCCAACAAACACAAUAUAACCAGAAACCCGCCCGAGAUGUACGGGCAAUCUGUUCACUACGGAACAAUGGUGGAUGGUUUAACUCCCUUACCUGCGAAUUCUCGAUGUCUUCCUAACGCUGGGUUGAACUUGGUUGCUUUAGUUAUUUGGCCUGGGCGAGACUAUCAUUUUUACCGCUUGGACAAUAACGGAAUGUGGUCUCACAAACCCGGUAGAACUCCCGCUAGAAAUGUAGACAAUUCUAACAACUUUAUAUUGGACCCCCGAAUAGCUGACGUCGGACCAUAUACUGUAUUUCAGGGCUUUUUUCUAACGAAUGUUUUUGAUGUUCGUCAUAUUAUGUAAAAGGAAACAAUCAACGAAAGGUUCUUCGAAUAUGUCUCAUAUUUUGAAAAUCAAAGUAAAAUGUGCAAGGCAUUUAAAUUUGUUUCAUAUACUGUUUGAUAAGAUAUAUAUAUCCGGAUCAGAAUGUUAACUGAUUAUUAAACAUGCAAGUGACGCAUAUGACAUUUCUGUGUAUUAAACAUGAUUUAUGUUAAUGUA
Saccostrea echinata is the source of this 1253-nucleotide messenger RNA. RefSeq lists its product as uncharacterized. Lineage: Eukaryota; Metazoa; Mollusca; Bivalvia; Ostreida; Ostreidae. The transcript is spliced from 5 exons. The record is from RefSeq and is a predicted model, not a curated record. The coding region runs from base 30 to 1055 and encodes 341 amino acids.